AUGGACGACGCACACAGUAUUGAUCAUUCUGGAGAAGAGCCGCCCAAGCCAAACGCUACCGAAUCUGACCCGUUACUUGUACGACAAGAUGCAGCUCCAUCCGCCCCACGAGUGACCCAGUUGCCUAAACAGCUCACCACACGCCACGCAUUUGCUGUGCUUGUUACUCUGCAAAUAGGCUCAGGCAUAUUCGCGUCACCGGCACAAGUCGACAGCAAUGUACCUUCUCCAGGUGCUGCUCUUCUGGUCUGGGUACUUGGCGGGCUGCUCUCAUGGGCAGGAGCUGCAUCUUUCGCAGAACUAGGUGCUGCUCUACCGCUCAAUGGCGGCAUGCAGGAAUACUUGCGCCACGUUUACGGAGACACCGCGGCGUUCCUUAUGGCUUGGGUGUAUAUCCUGGGCGUGAAGCCCUCAUCGAUGGCCAUUCAAAGCAUCGUUAUCGCGGAGUCUGUUGGUUCAGUUACAACCAGCUCAGACAAUUUGCCAGAUGCCGGGUUACUCAAGCUCAUUGCUGUCAUUGUUUUUGUAGCGAUGGUGUUGCUCAACUCCAUCAACACCAAAUUCACGAUGAGAUUGAGCGAAUCAUUUACAGUCUUCAAGCUAUCAACAGUCAGCUUGAUAGUUCUCGGCGGGCUUAUUGCAGUUAUUGCCCACUUGGUGAACCCAGAAUCUCAUCUUUCCGGUUCUAGCGACUGGUACUCAAAGAGUUGGUUUCAACCGAGACCGACUACAUCGGACGGCCAAGUUCUUGACUGGUUGUCUAUGGGCGCCUGGGACCGCUAUGGUCAUUAUUGCGCAGCCAUUUACGGUGGAUUGUGGGCUUAUGACGGAUGGGACAAUGCCAAUAUCGUGGCGAGCGAAAUUCGCGACCCAGGCCGUGCCCUCCCAAAGGCAAUCAAAGCUGCAAUGAUCGUAGUUCUUACUUCCUUUGAGCUGGUCAAUAUCGCGUACUACAUCCUCGUGCCUUGGGACAAGCUGAGUAGCAACAACGCAGUUGCAGUCGCUGCUGGAACAGCUCUUUUUGGGAGACCUGCUGGCAUUAUUAUUACUCUCCUCGUUGCUAUUUCCUGUGCAGGAUCGAUCACCAGCAACGUGUUCUCAGUGGGCAGAUUGACCAUGGCUGCAUCACAGCGCCAUUACCUUCCGGCAUUCUUCAGCCAAAGGGGCAUGCCACUGAAGCAAAGAGCUAACGGAGAUGACACUUCGUCACCCAGAUUCGAUGCUCCAAUAUAUGCCAACGCGUUGGCCCUUGUGGUAACCCUAGUAUACAUACUGACAGGUAGUUUUCGGGAACUACUAACGUUCGUUGGCAUGGCCGAAUGGGUUUUCUAUGUCAGUACUGUUGUCGGACUCCUUGUACUCCGCCGUAGAGAGCCACAACUUGAGCGACCUUACCGUCCAACUACCAUUCUUCCAAUCACAUUUGUGAUUGUGGGUACCUUGGUCAUCGUACGAUCUGCUAUAUUUGCUCCUGCGCAAAGUGGAGUGUUGGCAGGACUGCUGGUAGCUGGUGCUUUGGUCAGUAGAUUGCGAAGCAGCCGAAGAUCACAAUGA
This is a messenger RNA of Bipolaris zeicola 26-R-13, 1554 nucleotides long. RefSeq lists its product as uncharacterized. Gene Ontology annotation, biological process: amino acid transmembrane transport. Gene Ontology annotation, molecular function: L-amino acid transmembrane transporter activity. The coding region runs from base 1 to 1554 and encodes 517 amino acids. Gene Ontology annotation, cellular component: membrane. NCBI's taxonomy places the organism in Eukaryota, Fungi, Ascomycota, Dothideomycetes, Pleosporales, Pleosporaceae. The transcript has 3 exons. The record is from RefSeq and is a predicted model, not a curated record.